Acanthosepion pharaonis is the source of this 600-nucleotide messenger RNA. The record is from the annotation of a GenBank genome assembly. Lineage: Eukaryota; Metazoa; Mollusca; Cephalopoda; Sepiida; Sepiidae.
AUGUUUCAUAUUUGUUCCAUAAUUUCUACUACUUCCGCUUCUAUUAAUACCAGCACUGCAUUCCUGUUCUUUUCUUUCCCACUCCUCCCCCUUUUUGUUCUUCAUCUUCUCCCUCACUUCCUGCCUCACUCCUCUUCCUCCUUCUACUCGCCUCCUACUCCUUAUUCUCUUCCUUCUUCUUUGCCUACUACUUCGGUUUCCGUCUCCUCUUCCUACUACUUUUCUUCUGCUUUCUCUUUCUUGUCUUCUACCUCCGUAACAUUUUUUUUACUUCUUUUCCGCCCCAUCCUCAUUUUUCUUCUUCUCUUUCAUAUCCUCCUCCUCCUCCUUUUCUGUCCCCUCUUCCUCUACAUCAUUUUCUUUCUCUUUCACUACCUUGCACCUCCUUGGUUUUCUUCUCCAUCUCUUUCUUCUAACCCACUUCCCUUUCCUCUCGUAUCUCCCCGUUCUUCCAUUCCCAUUCUUCUCUUUCACCACAAUCUCACACCUGCUCUCUUCUGCUUCACACACUUCUUUGUUAUUACUAGCAAUACAAGUAACACUUGUGUUUAUUUGUUAUUUAGACAAAACAUUAUAAUUACUCUUUCAAGAAACCUGUGA